AUGCCACAUUUAGAAAAAGCAUCUAUUAAAUUGGUAGGAAGAGAAACUGUGAUAUCAGGAGCAGCUGCCCGAGCAAAUAACACAUUUGUAAGGGAGGUGGACCCCACUCCAUUGAGAGAUUUUGAUGCAGAGUUGGUUAGGAGUGGCAAUGCCGUACUAGGCUCCCCAACUUUCAAACAAUUCUCAGCACCAAUACUUGUGCCAGCCAGUACGGAUGAAAAUGAAGAAGUUAUGGAUUCAGAACAUGUAGAUCCAGCUCCUGAUACCGACACCGUGGAAAAAAUAGCCAUUUCAAAGAAGAAGAAUAUAGAACAGCAAAAAGAAUACGACUUAUCCAGGCGAGCACAGAUCGACCUAGAAAGGCUCAUCUCGGAAAUCAAAGCGCAAGAAUCUGUGGAUCUUAUUGGUGAGCACCCAGCUGCAGCAACCAUCGAUCUGCCAAGGGCUACCAUAAGCGGAGCGCGAAAAAGCCGUCCAGGAUACUCGAACGCAAAACUGAUUUCGCUGAGCGGUACCGCUAGAGUUCACGAUGGCGAAAUGACCCGAAAGCGAAGCACUGCUAAGCUUGUACAGCUAAAAAAGAAGAGAUCAUUUGGUAGAGUAGGAGCAACCACUCGACAAGCAUCUGAUUUCGAUCCAUGGGAACGAAUGGGCCAGAGAAGAAGCGCAUGA
Messenger RNA from Strongylus vulgaris, 672 nucleotides. Lineage: Eukaryota; Metazoa; Nematoda; Chromadorea; Rhabditida; Strongylidae. The record is from the annotation of a GenBank genome assembly.